This is a messenger RNA of Lactuca saligna, 414 nucleotides long. NCBI's taxonomy places the organism in Eukaryota, Viridiplantae, Streptophyta, Magnoliopsida, Asterales, Asteraceae. The record is from the annotation of a GenBank genome assembly.
AUGCGACACUCUCUUGUGGAUCAUGCUCUUUCAAUGAUAGAGAAUGUUCCUUUAAUUCAUCUAUCAAAAGCUUUCUCUACAGCUCGCUACCUGGAAAGUGGGUCGAUCAUUACUUUUGAAGUUGGAACUCAACAAACCUCCAUCACCAAGGCCGGAUUUAGCCAGUUGCUAGGGUUUCCUGCUUCUAGGGAUUUGAUCGAUCCUGAAUCUAUCUCCUCUUCUUCCAUAUUGGAGAUGUUCUUCCAGAAGGGUUAUCUGGAAAAUCUUGCUAUCUUAUCUAAGUUCAAGAAGCCCAAUCUUCCUCCCAUGUGGAAUGGGAUAUUUAACCUGAUUUUUAAAAGCUUCUCAGAGAGGGUAACGGGUUUUGACAGUGCCAAUAAGCUCUUCCUCGCCAUUCUUUACAGGAUAUUCUAG